GUAACACUGGAAAUAAAUAAGCACAAUAUAAUGACCACACGGCCAUCACACAAACAAAAUAUUGUUAAGCAGAUUAGUCCCUACUUAUCCCGCGCGCGUUAUUCGCUUUCCAAUCCAGGGGCAUGUAGUACUCAAAGUUGCCUCCACGUCCUCCUCCUCCUCCCCUAGGUUUCUGUUCGCAGUCUCCCCAGAAUCCCUGGAAGGAAAUACGGGUGCGCAACAGCAGAGACUGCGGUGCGAACGGGAGAUAAUCAGCAGAGCGAAGGAAAGCAAUGACAAGAAUCGGAUUUUCUCCGCGCCCAGAUGAGAACACCGCAGGAAUGAAAUAAACAGGGCGGUUGUAAAACUAACGGCCAGUCGUGACUACGCAUGUAAAGACCCUGUUCAUGUUUUAACGCAAUUCAUCAGCGCGUGAGAAGCGUUCAGUAUGCGCGCGUGAGAAGCACUACGGCGGCGGCGGGGGGAUUAAAGCGCAACGGUGGGCAACAGUGAAAAGAAAACGGCUCCCCCAUUACCAUCUUGAGGGCCAGGGGGUGUGUUUGUGUGUGCGUGCGACUACAGGGCUCCAGAAGAAGCAUGUCGAACAGAAAGCACCGGGACAACCAGGAGAUAUGCGCGCGCAAGGUCCGCGAGCUCGCCCAGGCGGGAGUCAACAAACACUGCUUCGAGUGCAACCAACCCGGGGUGACUUACAUCGACAUCACCGUGGGCUGCUUCGUAUGCACGUCAUGCUCUGGAAUGCUGAGAGGGCUCAACCCACCCCAUAGAGUUAAGUCUAUUUCCAUGACAACCUUCUCCCAACAGGAAGUGGAGUUUUUGCAAAACCACGGCAACGAGGUUGGACGGAGGACCUGGCUCUGCACUUUUGACCCCAAAACAGACGGCUGUUUUGAUGCACGCGACACACAGAAGCUGAAAGAGUUCUUGCAGGACAAAUAUGAGAGGAAGAAAUGGCAUUUCUCUAAAAGCAAGAUGCGCCGGGAUGUGGAGUCCCCAUGGGGCCCGGGGGUUCAGGCUGUUCCUGCUCCACACGGACCCGCUCAGAACCAGCCCCCGCCGGGGCAUCCUCUGAACCCCACGUCCCGGCCCACUCGGACACUGUCCCAGUCCCAGUCCCAGUUGUCAAUAUGGGACAGAGCUCCUGCUGUCUCUCCGGCUGAUAGCCGUACUGAAGUGUUCACUGCCAGGCCGACUCGCUCACAGAGCUUCAGAGAUCAUCCCAUUAAAGACACAUUGUUAAGUGGUGUGGAGAGACAGAGGCCAGGAAUAAUUUCUUCGGGAAUUGGACCCCAGAAUCAUCCCUCCUCCUUUCCAGCCCUUCCACGUCCUUCAGCAAGUAGCACUUUCAAAAACAGCUUUACUUUAGGUCGCACUCUGUCAACUGGGGGUGGAGCUGCGUUCAGAGCCUUCCCUAAAUCUAUGAGUUUGGAUUUUGGGGGUCUGAGCCACGCCCACAACACGCUCAGUUCUGUUGCUCCGCCCCCUGUCACUCAGGAUAAGUAUGCAGUCUUAUCACAACUAGAUAAAGUGCUCACUGACAACACACCUGUCACAGCCAUUACAACAGCUCCCUCUGAUGGACCCCCUCAGUAUAGCACCCUCUUUGGGAACCGCCUGUCCUCAAGUUCCACGCCUGCAAGCUCCCCGGGCGUUCCCGAGGCCACCUCCGGAUCUCAGACGUUUGCAAAUUUCCCAAACCCCUUCAACUCUACAGCCAGUUGCAACCAGUCUGUUCUGUCUCCCAGUAACCCCUUCAAAAGCACAGUCUCAGAUGGUGUGUCGUCCUCAGCUGUCUUUCCUCAGUCCGUCUCUUUUCCUACAUCUGUCACCCAAAGUGCUUUUUCACACCAACAGUCCAGUAACCAGGAGGCCAACGGUUUCAACUCAUUUCCUGCCCCCGAGUCCGUCCCCAAAGUCCCUCGACCAAUGUCUGUCAACCCUUUUACUGGGAAUGUUUACCCGAGCAGAGGAGCAUCACUAAACCCUUUCAUCUGAGAUCCCGAAGCGGCCGUGGAGAAAGAGGAGAGCGAGUGGAGCUUGUUUACUUUGCCAUACCUACAGAAAACAUCCAAUACUUCUGCGUGUGUAUGUGUCUUCGUGUGUGUUUAAAGGUGUGGGUGUUUGUUAGCAGAUAUUCUACAUGUAACUCUGUACAUGCUUGUUGUAUGUUUGUGUGUGUGUGUGUGUGUGUGUGAGAGAGAGAGUGUCUGUUUGUAUGUGCCCUUUUCUACCAGAUGCUAUACAGUAUAUCAAGCUGUGUGUGUGUGUGUGUGUGUAAAUGUUAGUGGGUUUUGCCUUAUAUCAGUUGUUUUUGUUGUUUUUUUGCUGAUAAUAGGAGAACUUCAGAUGAAAGGUGCUUAUGAGAACCAUUAACACUCACACACACACACACACUCAAACUGAAAGGAGUAGUUCAAUUAAAAAAAAAACACUUUUGCUGAUAA
Messenger RNA from Pimephales promelas (fathead minnow), 2444 nucleotides. It is a transcript of the gene agfg2, whose product is annotated as ArfGAP with FG repeats 2. Gene Ontology annotation, biological process: spermatid nucleus differentiation; acrosome assembly; intermediate filament organization. The record is from RefSeq and is a predicted model, not a curated record. Gene Ontology annotation, molecular function: GTPase activator activity. Lineage: Eukaryota; Metazoa; Chordata; Actinopteri; Cypriniformes; Leuciscidae. Gene Ontology annotation, cellular component: cytoplasm; cytoplasmic vesicle; membrane.